UGCAAUUGCGAUGCUUUUGGUUCCGUUCGCUCCGAUUGCGAACAGACGACCGGUCGCUGUGUCUGCAAAGUCGGCGUUUCGGGCGUCAAAUGCAACGAAUGCGAGCCCAACAGUGUCUUAGGGGUCGACGGCUGUGUCCACCGCGCGCUGGCUCUUCCCGAAAGCGGGUCCUGCGCUCAUCGGCGCUGCGACUUCGGCGCCACCUGUCGACAGACGUCGGCCAACGAAACGCUGUGCGUCUGCGCCGAGAAGUGCGACGACGGAGAGGAAGCGCCGCGCGUUUGCGCUUCCGACGGAACGACGCACGCGUCGGAGUGUCUGUUAAGACGUCAUUCGUGUCGUCUGCAGAGGAAAGUGGCGCGACAGCAGUGUUUGCGACGAACUCAAGACAAUCACUAA
This is a messenger RNA of Oppiella nova, 399 nucleotides long. Lineage: Eukaryota; Metazoa; Arthropoda; Arachnida; Sarcoptiformes; Oppiidae. The record is from the annotation of a GenBank genome assembly.